Molecule: messenger RNA, 1407 nt
Organism: Botrytis sinoallii
Lineage: Eukaryota; Fungi; Ascomycota; Leotiomycetes; Helotiales; Sclerotiniaceae
Exons: 2
Coding region: 1-1407 (468 amino acids)
Biological process (GO): tRNA modification
Cellular component (GO): mitochondrion
Molecular function (GO): tRNA dimethylallyltransferase activity; ATP binding
Source: RefSeq, a predicted model, not a curated record
AUGGCUCGUGCAGCUCCUAAGAAUCCUUUAUUAUUUGUUCUCGGUGCGACUGGUACUGGAAAAUCACAAUUGGCUAUCGACCUCGCAAAACGAUUUAAUGGCGAAAUAAUAAAUGGCGAUGCUGUGCAAAUGUAUGAAGGUUUACCUAUCAUUACAAACAAGGUCACUGUCGAAGAACAGAAUGGUAUUCCACACCACUUGCUAGGAUUCAUUCCCCUGGAUGCGGAAACAUGGACGGUAGGCACAUUCAAGGAUCGCGCAAGCCAGAUAAUCCAAGAAAUUCGAUCCAGGGGACGAAUACCUAUUGUAGUAGGCGGAACGCAUUACUAUACACAGUCUCUUCUAUUUGAGCAUGAGCUCGUUUCCUCCGAGAAAGGUUCUGGGGAAGGGCAGGAUAAUGAACAACUCUCCAUAGAAGAAAUAUCCAAACGUUUCCCAAUACUCGAUGCACCCACAGAACAAAUUCUGGAGCGAUUGAUAGAAGUUGAUCCUGUCAUGGCUGCACAGUGGCAUCCUAAUGAUCGGCGCAAGAUUCAAACAUCGCUGCAAAUAUUCUUAACAAGUGGAAAGAAAGCCUCCGACAUCUAUAAGGAGCAGAGAGAGACCAAAGCCAUGGCCCAAGCGACCUCGGACGGUAACUCGGAUCAAGCAGAGGCAUUUAACAUAGGUUCACCAUUGCUAUUUUGGGUUCAUGCGAAAUCAGAUGUUCUCAAAUCGAGGCUUGACAAACGAGUCGAUAAGAUGAUUGAUGUUGGCCUAUUGGAUGAAGUCAAAUCGAUGGAGAACAUUCGCCAAGAAUACAUUCGUGGUGGUACUGAUCUUGAUCUUUCUCGUGGAAUAUGGGCCUCUAUCGGCUGGAAGGAAUUUGAGCUGUACCUACGCGCCCUUGAGCAGGAGGACAGAGAUCCAAAAAAGCUGAAUGCCCUCCGCGAUGAUUCGCUAGAAAAAAUGAAGGCAGCCACCCGACAAUAUGCGAAAAGACAAAUUCGAUGGAUCAGUCUGAAAUUGAUACCAAGUCUUGUUCAAAUGAACGCCCUCGAUAGGUUAUAUCUCCUCGAUGGAACGGAUGUAUCAUCAUGGUUGGAGAAUGUGUCGGACCCUGCUGUUGGUAUUACCCAAGAAUUUCUUCUUGGCAGCAAGCUUCCAUCACCAAGUGAAAUGUCAACUCUAGCCGGAGAAUUCUUGAAUCCCGAAAAGCCCUUGCAGCACUCUGAGAGCAAAGCCCGAUGGGUGCCACAGAAAUGUGAAAUAUGUCACAUCGUCGUUAUGACUGAAGGUCAAUGGCAAGUACAUUCAACAACCCGCGCCCAUCGACGAAUGGUGAAGAAGCUACAGAAAAAUGGGGUAACUGGUAGGUCCUGUCACGAUAGCGAAAGGGGUGGUGGCACAUCAUCAUUUGCUACUUGA